AUGUCGGAUCCCGAGCAGCCACGUGGGUCUAACAAGCAAUACCGAGACAUUAAUAUCAACGAUGGCGCAAGAGCCCAUCUCGGGGAUAUAUACCAUAUUACCCGAGAAGAUCCCCUCAGCCUACUCCCGUUUGCAACAGACGCGCCGUUCAAUUCCUACGUCCGCCAACACGAACCUGCCUGCCUCCCUAACACCCGCGUCGACCUUUUAAAAGACAUAUAUGGCUGGGCUGAUGGAAAAGAUGGACAAGGUGAGCGAUGCAUCUUCUGGUUGAAUGGCCUAGCUGGAACGGGAAAGUCAACAAUCACCCGUACCGUCGCCCACAGGUAUAAUCAGCAGAAGCGUCUUGGAGCCAGCUUCUUCUUCUCAAAGGGUGACGGAGAUGUGAGCCAUGCCGGCAAGUUCUUUACAAGUCUAGCAGUGCAGCUCGCUUUCAAUGUGCCGUCUCUUCGACAGUAUAUCUGUGAGGCUGUUACCAAGCGGAGUGAUAUUGCGAAUCUGUCCCUCUUAGACCAGUGGCGCCAGCUUGUUCUCGGCCCCCUAUCAAGGCUAGAGAAAUCUCACCAGCCGUACGUCCUCGUUGUUGAUGCGCUCGACGAGUGUGAGGGUGAUAUCAACGUCCAGAACAUUCUGGGGCUCUUAGCCGAGGCUCGGUCACUAACGACGGUACGACUUCAAGUCUUUCUAACUAGUAGACCCGAAAUUCCAAUCCGACACAGCAUAUACCGUAUCCCACAAGCUAAGCACCAGGACUUCAUACUCCAUGAUAUACCACUAGAGACUAUUAACCAUGAUAUCUCUCUAUUCCUAGAAUACAAUCUAGAGACAAUCAGGCAGCAGUGGACUCUCGGCGCAGACUGGCCAGGCGAGGCGAUUCUGAGACAGCUAGUUCUACACGCUUGUGGCCUCUUCAUUUGGGCAGCAACAGCAUGUCAGUUUAUCCAUCAAGGGAGGCGAUUCGCACGCAAGAGACUAGAUACAAUUCUCAAGGUCAGUAGCAGCGCUAUUACCGCACUAGAGAAACACCUCAACGAGAUCUAUCUUGCUGUCCUUAAGAACUCGAUCUCCUCAGAAUAUUCAGACGAAGAGAAAGAAGAGACACUUAAGAAGGACAUUUGCAAAAUGCAUACUCCUGGUAGCCAAGCUAGCCAGGUUAAGAGCAGUUGGAUUGAGGAAUGCCUUCCACCUGAAGUUCAAUAUGCAUGUCUUUACUGGGUCCAGCAUAUACAAAGGGGUGAUUCUCAGGUUCAUAGUGGCAGAGAAGCUCACCGGUUUCUACAGGAUCAUCUACUGCACUGGCUCGAGGCACUCGGGUGGAUGGGCAAGACGUCAGAAGGGAUUCAGGCAAUAUUGUCCCUAGAGGCUUACGUUCUGGUUAAUGAAAGCCCCGAUUUACACGCAUUUAUCUAUGAUGCAAUGCGAUUCGCCUUGUAUAACCGAUUGGUGAUUGAAAAGGCACCCCUACAGCUAUACUGUUCGGCGCUUGUUUUCGCCCCGAAGAAAAGCAUUGUUCGGAGGCAAUUUGAGAAAUUUAUCCCACCUUGGAUCCAAUUGAAGACGAGAGCGCAAGAAAAUUGGAACGCUGCGCUGCAGACGCUCGAGGGCCAUUCGGACUCAGUCGAGUCUGUGGCCUUCUCGCGAGAUGGCAAGCACAUGGCGUCUGGGUCGCAUGAUAAAACGGUACGGCUCUGGGACGCCGUGACUGGCGCGGCGCUACAGGUGCUCGAGGGUUCCAGCCCGGUCACGUCAGUGGAUUUCUCCCCAGACAGCAAGCGCAUAGUGUCUGGGUCACUUAAUGGCUCAAUACAGCUCUGGGACGCUAUGACAGGUGUAGCGCUACAGAAGCUCGAGGACCAUUCGAGUUUAGUCGAGUCAGUAGCCUUCUCGCCAGACGGCAAGCGUAUAGCAUCUGGGUCACAUGAUCUAACAGUACGGCUCUGGGACGCUGAGACAGGUGCAGUACUGCAGACACUUGAGGGCCAUUCGAAAUUUAUCACAUCAGUAGCCUUCUCGCCAGACAGCAAGUGUAUAGCAUCUGGGUCACAUGAUCAAACGGUACAGCUCUGGGACGCUGAGACGGGCGCAGUGCUACAGACGAUUGAGGGCCAAAGCUUUCUCACGCCUGUGGCCUUCGCGCUAGACGGCAAGCGGUGGGCGUCUGGGUCAGAUGGUCAAUCAGUACAGCUCUGGGACGCUAUGACAGGCGAGGCACUACAGACACUUAAGGGCCAUUGGGGUCCAAUUACAUCAUUAGCCUUCUCACCGGACAGUAAGCGCCUAGCUUCUGGGUCACAUGAUCUAACAGUAUGGCUUUGGGACGCCAUGACAGGUGCAGUACUGCAGAUACUCGAGGGCCAUUCAAGGAAGAUCUCGUCAGUGGCCUUCUCGCUAGACGGCAAGCGUGUGGCGUCUGGGUCAGGUGAUUACACAGUACGGCUCUGGGACGUUGUGACAGGCACGGCGCUCCCGCCGCUCGAGGGCCCGUACCGUUCACGUUCUGUCGCGUCAGUGGCCUUCUCGCCAGACGGCAAGGGGGUGGUGUUUGGGUCAGGUGACAUGGUACACCUCUGGAACACUGUGACGGGCACAGCACUGCAGACGCUCGAGGGCCAUUUGAGCUCGGUUACAUCGGUGGUCUUCUCGCCGGACGGCAAGCACGUGGCAUCUGGGUCACAGGAUAAUACGGUACGGAUCUGGGACUGCCUGACAGGCGCACCACUGCAGACACUCGAGUGGUAUUCAGAGACAGUCUCGUCAGUUGCCUUCUCGCCGGACGGCAAGCGGGUGGCGGCUAGGUCAGGUGAUAAAACACGGCUCUGGGACGCCGUCACGGGCACAGUGCUGGAGACGCUCAAGGGCCAUUCGAAAUUUCUCACGCCAGAAGCCUUCUUACAUGAUAGUAAGGUGGAGCCAGGUUUAUUUGUGUUAGAUGAUUGGGUAAUAGAAGGGAAGGAGAAGAUUCUCUGGCUUCCUCGUGAAUAUCGACCGGAAGAAAUGGCAGUCUGGAACGGAACUAUCGAGUAG
This is a messenger RNA of Pseudogymnoascus verrucosus, 3024 nucleotides long. RefSeq lists its product as uncharacterized. The transcript has 5 exons. Lineage: Eukaryota; Fungi; Ascomycota; Leotiomycetes; Thelebolales; Thelebolaceae. The coding region runs from base 1 to 3024 and encodes 1007 amino acids. The record is from RefSeq and is a predicted model, not a curated record. Gene Ontology annotation, molecular function: protein binding.